Molecule: messenger RNA, 2049 nt
Organism: Vombatus ursinus (common wombat)
Lineage: Eukaryota; Metazoa; Chordata; Mammalia; Diprotodontia; Vombatidae
Gene: ASB13
Product: ankyrin repeat and SOCS box containing 13
Exons: 6
Coding region: 94-927 (277 amino acids)
Biological process (GO): protein ubiquitination; intracellular signal transduction; positive regulation of protein catabolic process
Molecular function (GO): protein binding
Source: RefSeq, a predicted model, not a curated record
GGCGCCGUCCUCCGCGCGUCCCCCUCCCAUCCUGCUCAGGUGCCGGGCUGCCUGGAAGGGAAAGCUGUCAAGGUAGGACACCCGGUGAACAAGAUGGAGCUGCGGAAUGCGGACGGCUCCUUGGGAGAAAUUGGUUUCUGGGUGGAUAGGACACCUGUUCAUGAAGCCGCCCAACAGGGCGAAACCUUGCAGCUACAGCAACUGAUUGAGAAUGGUGCUUGUGUCAACCUGGCCACUGUGGACUCCAUCACACCUCUGCACGAGGCAAGCCUUCAGGGUCAGACACAAUGUGUGAAACUUCUGCUGGCUGCUGGAGCCCAGGUGGAUGCCCGGAACGUUGAUGGCAGUACCCCACUUUGUGAUGCCUGUGCCUCAGGCAGCAUUGAAUGUGUGAAGCUACUGCUUUCUCAUGGGGCAAAAGUCAACCCACCACUGUAUACUGCAUCCCCACUACAUGAAGCCUGCAUGAGUGGAAGUUCUGAAUGUGUGCGACUUCUCAUUGAUGUUGGGGCUAAUCUAGAAGCCCAUGACUGCCAUUUUGGUACUCCAUUGCACGUUGCCUGUGCAAGGGAGCAUCUGGAUUGUGUGAAAGUGCUGCUUAAUGCAGGAGCCAAUGUGAAUGCAGCAAAAUUGCACGAGACAGCUCUUCACCAUGCAGCCAAAGUAAAGAAUGUAGACCUGAUUGAAAUGCUAGUUCAGUUUGGAGGCAACAUCUAUGCCCGGGACAAUCGAGGAAAGAAGCCUUCUGAUUAUACUUGGAGCAGUAGUGCCUCUGCUAAAUGCUUUGAGUACUAUGAAAAGACACCUCUGACCUUGUCACAACUUUGCAGAGUGAGCUUAAGGAAGGCAACUGGUGUCAGAGGGCUUGAGAAAAUUGCCAAGUUGAAUAUUCCUCCAAGGCUAAUCAAUUACCUUUCAUACAACUAAGACAAAGAAAUGGAAGACAGAAGUGGUCUUGGGAUUUCAUUCUGUGUUGAUAUAAUUAUUCUUCCUGACAUCUGGCAGAGAAAAAUGACUUUUGUGUCUAUAGUGGUAUUAAUAACAUAUACAGAACAUUUCUACUUGUCCCUCUAGUCUAUCAGAGAAAUUAUAUCAAGUGUAAUAAGAAAGCACUAACUCUUAGCUCUUUAUAGUAGAUAUGCUUCUGGGAUAUAGUGCAUACUGGAAUUUGUACUUUAAUUCUGUCACUGUCACAGCCACCAAAUUAGUGAGUGGAAAAGAAGUUACUAUAGUCUGGGCUUCCUUUAUUUGAUGAACUUCCACAGAGUGUAACUCAGAGCAGAGAGGGAAAUGGGAGUUGUAGAUUUCUCUGUGGAGAUUUCUGAGCCUCCCUCUCUUUCCCAUACCUGGUUGAAGCUCAUGUUGAUGUUUGGUACUCUUAUACAACUGAUUCCAUUUCAUACUUCUUUAGGAUUUAUGUUUACAGAUAAAGGUAGGUUGUAGUUCAAAUGCCUUGAGAAAACUUAAGGGCAGUCCCUUUAGAUCACAGACAUCAGGACUCUGAAAUAACGCUCUAUAAAUAUCCUUUCGUAUGCAUACCCUGUUUUGCAUAGUAGCAGGGUACAGAAAAGCCCACUGAGGCUAAAGGGAUUUCUGUUUCUCAGGAUGCUUUUUGUGGCUCUGAGUUGUGGAGAGUGACGACUGCAGCCUGGUAAUGAUGGUUGUAUUGACUGGAAGGAGUUCAGUCCACUGCUAGUUUAUUUCAAGACUGAAGGCCUGGUGAAAAACAGCAUGCUCUUUCCACUGCCUUUAUAAUGACUGAAGAUUUAGCUUUUUUUCAAAGUGGUUCCCUACCUCACAGGUAAAGUUAAAGCCUCAUUUAGAUAGUCUUAAAAGACUAGUUAAUUCACUGUUAUAGGAAUUAUAAUAAAAAGUAAAUGCCUUGUUUGUGUUCAGCCCCUUUCAAUUCUAACUGAAAACUCUUCUUAAGCAAUUAAGUCUAAUAACAUUUGCACAUAAUAAAAUGUCUACUACCUUCUUCAACCCUCCUUCACCCCCAAAUCUAGACUUCAGUAAAAGCUGUCAGUCAAUAAAGGAACAAUCUUGUAU